UUUUUGUCAGCAUGCGGAGUAAGCGUCGUAUCAUAACCAAGUCGGUCCUGAUCAAAGAUGGCAGCUUUAGCCGGGCGUCUGCUGUUGAAGCAAAAAUCUAUUCAUCCCACCUCAAAGUUCUUAAGCUUGAUUGGAACAGGGCAACAUCAAAACAAUUUUAGUACAUCCAGGCAAAAUCAGGCAGCUCAAUAUGGAGGACGUCACACUGUUACCCUUAUGACAGGUGAUGGGGUAGGUCCUGAACUAUUAGGACAUGUACAGGAAGUCUUCAGAUAUGCUGGAGCACCUAUUGACUUCGAAAAGAUUGAGAUUAAUUCAUCAACAAAUAGUCCAGAAGUAAUGAAGAAUGCUAUGUUGUCAGUGAGAAGAAAUGGUGUGGCUAUAAAAGGUAAUAUUGAAACAAAGUUUGACGACCCUACCUUCAAAUCAAUGAAUGUAGCUUUGAGAACUGGGUUAAACUUAUAUGCUAGUGUUGUUUGUUGCAAAUCUCUACCCAAUAUUCACUCUCGACAAAAAAAUGUUGAUAUAGUUUUAAUACGAGAAAAUACAGAAGGGGAGUACAGACAACUUGAAUAUGAGAGUGUAGAUGGUGUUGUUGAGAGUUUAAAGAUCAUAACAUCUGAAAGAUCUACUAGAAUAGCAGAAUAUGCUUUUGAUUUUGCUGUUAAACAUGGAAGAAAGAAAGUAACAGCUAUACACAAGGCUAAUAUAAUGAAACUUGGAGAUGGGUUGUUUUUAGAGUGUUGUAGAAAAGUAUCUAAAAGAUAUCCUGAUAUUGAAUUCAAUGACCUGAUCAUCGAUAAUGCUAGUAUGCAGAUGGUAUCUCGACCAGAUCAGUUUGAUGUACUAGUCAUGCCCAAUCUCUAUGGUAAUAUAUUAAGUAAUAUAGCUGUUGGAUUAAUUGGAGGAGCAGGUCUAGUUCCUGGUAUGAAUAUUGGUAAUGGUUAUGCUGUCUUUGAAACGGGGACAAGAAAUUCUGGUAGAUCAUUAACUGGAAAGAAUAUAGCUAACCCAGUAGGAAUGUUACUAGCCGGUUGUGAUAUGUUGGACUAUUUAAGUCAUCAUCGACAUGCCACAGUUAUUCGAGAAUCAGUUCAGAGUGUUUUGAGCGAAAAGAUGAUUCAAACACCAGAUGUUGGAGGACAUGCAACAACAGCAGAAGUUGUACAAGCUGUUAUAGAUGAUAUCAAACCUAAAACUAAAAGCUGGAUGUGAAUGAUUUGUGAAUAAUGACAAGAAUUGUUGAGUGCUCAAGAUUGAUACAAUGGAAGAUGUAUGUUAUUGUGUGUAUUUAAUGUUUUGUUAAUUUAUUGUUUAUAGUAAACAUGUAUAGUUUAUAGUAUACUUAUUUCAGAUCUAAAGAACAAAUUGUUAACAAUAGUAUAUGUAGGAAUGAUCUUUAUUGUAACAAUAAAAACUUUUAUAAUAAAUUUAUCUCAAU
Patella vulgata (common limpet) is the source of this 1441-nucleotide messenger RNA. RefSeq names its product isocitrate dehydrogenase [NAD] subunit gamma, mitochondrial. Gene Ontology annotation, molecular function: oxidoreductase activity, acting on the CH-OH group of donors, NAD or NADP as acceptor; magnesium ion binding; NAD binding. Bases 58 to 1215 code for a protein of 385 amino acids. The record is from RefSeq and is a predicted model, not a curated record. Gene Ontology annotation, biological process: isocitrate metabolic process; tricarboxylic acid cycle. Lineage: Eukaryota; Metazoa; Mollusca; Gastropoda; Patellidae. Gene Ontology annotation, cellular component: mitochondrion. The transcript is spliced from 14 exons.